AUGGUGUCAUAUCAAACUAACAGUGAUUCUCCUAACUCAAUUGCAGUUGGUGAUUUCAACAACGACAAUCGACUGGAUCUUGGUGUCACCUUCUACGGAGUUAACAAUAUAGCUGUGCUUUUUGGAUAUGGCGAUGGAACCUUUUCGAAGCAGACAACGUUUCUAACCGCUAAUAAUUCACAAUCGAUUAUCUUCGGUGAUUUCAACAAGGAUAAUCGUCUGGAUAUUGUUGCCAUUAAUUAUGGUAGUAACAAUGUGGGUAUCGUUCUGGGCAAUGGCAAUGAAACUUUUGCACAUCAAACAACGUUGCAAACUGGCACUCAUCCGUAUUCGAUCCCCAUCGGUGAUUUCGACGAUGAUAAUCAACUAGGUAUCGCUGUUUCGAAUUUCGGCGAUAGUUGUGUGAGUAUCUUGCUAGGGUAUAUAUAUAUAGGGACGAAAACUUUGUUGAUCAAAUGA
This is a messenger RNA of Rotaria socialis, 459 nucleotides long. NCBI's taxonomy places the organism in Eukaryota, Metazoa, Rotifera, Eurotatoria, Philodinida, Philodinidae. The record is from the annotation of a GenBank genome assembly.